Messenger RNA from Ylistrum balloti, 594 nucleotides. RefSeq lists its product as uncharacterized. NCBI's taxonomy places the organism in Eukaryota, Metazoa, Mollusca, Bivalvia, Pectinida, Pectinidae. The transcript has a single exon. Bases 1 to 594 code for a protein of 197 amino acids. The record is from RefSeq and is a predicted model, not a curated record.
AUGGGUGUCAGCAGAGUAAAGAACCAAAUCGAUUAUCUCUUGAUCAGCGGGCAGUGGAGAUCAUCCAUACUGGACACCAGAGUACAGAGGGGUGCAGAUACCAACAGCGACCACUACCUUGUGAGGACCAAUAUCAAACUACGCCUUCAGUCACACAGAAAUAAGAAAAAGGUUAAGCCAAAGAUUGAUGUUGACCGAGUAAAGGACGAGGAAACCAAGCGAAAAUUCUGUAAGUCAGUGAGGAGUAAGCUUGAGGAGAACAGGACUGAGAUUGAGGAUAUAGAAGAGAUAUGGGAACAACAGAGGAGUGCCUACACCAACGCGGCAGGGGAAGUGCUUGGGUCCAGGAAAGGGAAGAGCAAGCCAUGGAUAACUGACAACACCUGGAAACUGAUAGAUGAGAGGAAAGACAUUAAGAUCAGGACUGACAGUACUUGCUCAGAGAGGGUCAAGAACAGGAUGAAGGAGGAUUACAGGGAGAAAUGCUCAGAGGUGAAAAGAAGUGUGAGGGAAGACAAGAGGAGAUGGAUGACGGAGAAAUCACAGCUCAGCCAGCAACAGAGAACGGGCGACAGAAAGAACUCUACAGCAUAG